Molecule: messenger RNA, 2120 nt
Organism: Ricinus communis (castor bean)
Lineage: Eukaryota; Viridiplantae; Streptophyta; Magnoliopsida; Malpighiales; Euphorbiaceae
Product: zinc finger protein SHOOT GRAVITROPISM 5
Exons: 3
Coding region: 537-1865 (442 amino acids)
Cellular component (GO): nucleus
Molecular function (GO): DNA-binding transcription factor activity
Source: RefSeq, a predicted model, not a curated record
AAGGGAGUGUUUGGCUAAAAAAUUUUGUUUUUCUUUUGUAAGCUAAAUUAUGAGACUUUUGUUUCUUUGUGGGGAUGUUUUUUUUUUUUUUUUUUUUUCUUUAUGGCCCAGAUUACUGCUUGUGGGAUCAAGUCUCGAUCUAUGUGAUUGGUUCUCUCUCUCUUUCUCAUUGAAGGAGUUUAUUAAGAAGCCUCUACAAACAAUACCUGAUGAAGAUGAGUGUCGCAACAAAGAAAGAAGGAAAGAAAGCUGAUAAAAAGGCUGUAAGUUUAAAGCCUAAAAGAAAGCUGAUAACCGAAAGAAAAAGAAAGAAAUAAAGAAAAGAAAGUAAGAAACAAAGAAAAUAGCUUUUCUUCCUUCUUCCUUCUUCCUUCUUCUUCUUCUUCUUCUUCUUCUUCUUGCUCGAGCUACUCUCCUUCUCUACCCACUGAUCUUAUCUCUUCCCCCUUAUGAUUCACUAGUUUAACCUGCUUCUUACGCUUUAUAUUGUCUAUUCCUGUUCAAAAUAGAAGCACGCAGAGAAACAUCAGCAACCCAUGUUAGCCAAUAACUCUUCCUCCUCAGUUCCUUCUUCUGAGCCAUUUUCUUGCUUAGAAAAUGGAAGUAACAAUAAUAAGAGGAAGAGAAGGCCUGCAGGAACACCAGAUCCGGAUGCAGAAGUGGUUUCCCUAUCCCCUAAAACGCUACUGGAAUCGGACCGAUAUGUAUGUGAGAUCUGCAACCAAGGGUUUCAAAGAGAUCAAAACCUACAGAUGCACAGGCGGAGACAUAAGGUCCCAUGGAAGUUACUAAAGCGAGAGACUCCUGUGGUUAGGAAAAGAGUUUUUGUGUGCCCGGAACCUAGUUGCUUACACCAUGAUCCAUGUCACGCGCUUGGUGAUCUUGUUGGGAUUAAGAAGCACUUUAGAAGGAAACACAGUAAUCACAAACAAUGGGUCUGUGAAAAAUGCUCUAAAGCUUAUGCUGUUCAAUCUGAUUAUAAGGCCCAUCUCAAAACUUGUGGCACCAGAGGCCAUUCCUGCGAUUGUGGCCGUGUUUUCUCAAGAGUCGAGAGUUUUAUCGAACACCAAGAUGCUUGCAAUAUGGGACGUCUACGACCUGAUCGGCAGUCCCAGUCGACACUGCAGCCAGCUGCAUGCCUGUCUAGAACUGCUUCAAGCCCAAGCCCUUCCACUGAUAACAACUUCAGUACUGCACCUUGGCCUCCUUUACUAAUAGCAAGGCCAACAAGUACUGAUGCCAUCUUCUUGGUGAGCCCUACUACUAUAGAUAAAAAAGACUACAAUUUGGAUCUCCAGCUCUCAAGCACAUCAAAUCCUCUUGUACUCUCAAUCUCGCCUAAGAGAGAUGAUAAUCACUCCACUCAACUGCAACUCUCUAUUGGUUCAAGUGAUCUCAGUGAGAAAAAUGAAUCACAUAUUGCUUCUACAAAUAAAGAUGCUGGCAAACUCUCACCUAGAGAGAGCAAUAACAGUGAGAAACCUGAAUCUGCUGCCUUAAGACUUAAAGAACAAGCGCGGGAGCAGCUGAGGUUGGCUAUGGCAGAGAAAGCUUAUGCUGAAGAGGCAAGACAGCGGGCGAAAAGACAGAUUGAAUUGGCGGAACAAGAAUUUGCUAAUGCCAAGAGAAUAAGGCAACAAGCUCAAGCUGAGUUCGAUAAGGCUCAAGCUCUAAGAGAGCAUGCAAUGAAGCAAAUCAAUUCAACAUUACUUCAAGUCACUUGCCAUGCCUGUAAGCAGCAAUUUCAGACAAGGACACCUCCAGAUGAGAACUCUUUGGUUUUGAGUCACAUGUCAUCAGCUGUAACAGAAGGUGAAGUAGAGAAUGACAACUUAACUGAUCUAGCGAAGACUUCUAAAUUCUAACCCAUGCAUUAGUACUCUUCUACAUGUAGCUUCUUCCUUUCUCUUCUUUUUUCUCGGAAUGGUUUUUUUCUUUUUUAAUUCCCAUCAUCCUCACUUUCUUUAUCUAUUGAUAUAGCGAGUGGGCUGUAGUCAUUACAUGUCUCAGUUUCAUUAAUGACGGGUGGGUUUUGUAUCAGACAUUGAGAGUAUGUAUAAUAUUAUUAAUUUGUUGAUUAAUUUGAUUAAUGAAAGCUGUAAUGAUGGUGAGUUUCCAUA